Molecule: messenger RNA, 728 nt
Organism: Saccostrea cuccullata (small rock oyster)
Lineage: Eukaryota; Metazoa; Mollusca; Bivalvia; Ostreida; Ostreidae
Exons: 4
Coding region: 77-697 (206 amino acids)
Source: RefSeq, a predicted model, not a curated record
UUCAAUGGUAUAUGAACCUUAAAUCAAUCAGAUUGUAAACUGUCUGAUAAUUGUUUUAAUUUGAUUGUUAAUUAAGAUGGUGUGUCUACAAAUACGGAUGAAGGGGUUUAUAUUCACAGUCCUCUGUUUGGGAUAUCUAUCCUUUUUACAAGGUUGUAGUGCAGCCUAUCGCUCCUACAGAUCUUAUCGAUCCAGUUACAGUUACUACUACGAUUCCUACAGCUAUUACUAUUAUUCAUCUGGAACCUCUGAAAUCGGAGGAAUUAUUGGUGGAAGUAUUUCCGCAGUUAUCUUCCUCGUUACUGGAGCGGUGUUCUGCUGUUGUUUCUGUAGAUACCAGCAAAGGAGAAGGCAAACAACUGGCACAGUCAGAUACCUUAACUCUGGAACAACCAAUACGGCCAUCAUAACAACAAACACGACACCGGGCGUGGUUUAUCCUCCUCCGUAUCAGAGCGGUCCAGCAUCAAAUGUUCCUGUCCUCCAACCUGCCACCGGACAAACAUUUGGUCCACAAUAUAACGAGCCUGCCCCAGCGUAUGAUUCAGUUUUUGGUCCAAAUGGAGGAACAGCUCCGCCCUAUCCGUCUCCAGAGAAUGGGUUGAGCCUUAAUGCCGAUGGGAACAAAGAGUCGCCUUAUCCAACAUUGCCACACAACAACCUUGGUUCAAAUGCAUCACCGCCUUAUCCGACAUAAGGAUAUCAUGGAAUUUUUUAUACUUAAAAAA